This is a messenger RNA of Archocentrus centrarchus (flier cichlid), 6090 nucleotides long. It is a transcript of the gene sema6cb, whose product is annotated as semaphorin 6Cb. Gene Ontology annotation, biological process: semaphorin-plexin signaling pathway; axon guidance; positive regulation of cell migration. The record is from RefSeq and is a predicted model, not a curated record. Lineage: Eukaryota; Metazoa; Chordata; Actinopteri; Cichliformes; Cichlidae. Gene Ontology annotation, molecular function: semaphorin receptor binding; chemorepellent activity. Bases 434 to 3709 code for a protein of 1091 amino acids. Gene Ontology annotation, cellular component: plasma membrane. The transcript has 21 exons.
AGAUUCACUGACAGCUGUAGUCUGUACCACGCAGUGGAUCACUGGACUCAGCAGACUGUUUGAAAAGUUAAGGCCUGGGGAAAGUUAAUGAGAAGAUUCGAUCAUCUGGCACCCCCCACCUUCCUCAACUCCAUCCUCUUAUCCCAGCCAUUGUCUUCAUCCAGUGUCGCUGUGACUCAUUCACAUAGUUGGACGUUGGAAGUUCACUGAAGACUGAAUGUGCUCGAAUGGAAGACCCCAAAGAGGCUUUUAACCCUUAAAGGCCCACCAAACCUCAUCUACUUAACCCUUUCUGACUGCGCCGGCUCAGGUUCUUUCCUGAGAGGAGGAGGAGCAGAGAUUGGUGGAUUGCUCGACGUGACAAACCUGUUUGUGGGUUAUGUGAAUCUGCCGUGGGCCAUGUGUUACUGGUGAGGUCUCUUCUUCUGCCAAAAUGAGGCUGAUACCCGUCUCGCCUCGACCCGUCCUGCCGGCCUUCCUGGCUCUCACCUUAGUCGCCUUCUUACCUCAGCUGUCCUCAGGAGCCACGCCGUUCCCCCAAGACCUGGAACCAAUCAGCAUCGUGGGCAGAGAAAACUCCUACCUCUACCCCAGCUUCCAGGGGCUCAUGUCAGACAAUGACACUGUCCGCCUGGGUCUGGAUUUCCAGAGGAUGCUAAGGAUCAACCACAUGCUCUACAUCGCUGCCCGGGACCAUGUGUUCGCCAUCAAUCUUGCAGCUUCAUCUGAGCAGAUAAUCCCACAGCAGAAACUGACUUGGAAAACGAAGGAUGUGGAGAAAUGCACUGUGAGAGGGAAGAACAGCGACGAAUGUUACAACUACAUCAAAGUUCUGGUGCCACGCAAUGACGAGACGUUAUUCGCCUGCGGCACCAAUGCUUUCAAUCCCACCUGCCGCAACUAUAAGAUGUCGACACUGGAGCAGGAAGGGGAGGAGGUGGUGGGACAAGCUCGAUGUCCCUUUGAAUCCCGCCAGUCCAAUGUCGGCCUUUUUGCAGGUGGUGAUUUCUACUCUGCCACCAUGACUGACUUCUUGGCAAGUGAUGCAGUUAUUUACAGAAGUCUGGGUGAAAGCAGCCCUGUGCUGCGUACAGUCAAGUACGACUCCAAAUGGCUGCGAGAGCCCCAUUUCCUCCAUGCUAUAGAGUACGGAAACUACGUGUACUUCUUCUUUAGUGAGAUUGCGGUGGAGUACACCACUCUUGGCAAGGUGGUUUUCUCAAGGGUUGCACGUGUUUGUAAGAAUGACAAUGGGGGUUCCCCGAGGGUGCUGGAACGUUACUGGACAUCGUUCCUCAAAGCUCGGCUGAACUGCUCUGUUCCUGGUGAUUCUUUUUUCUACUUUGAUGUUCUACAGUCUCUCACCAAUGUGCUGCAGAUUAAUCAUCGGCCAACUGUGCUUGGAGUCUUCACCACACAGGCAAACAGCAUCACUGGCUCUGCAGUCUGUGCUUUCUACAUGGAUGACAUAGAGAAGGCCUUCAGUGGUAAAUUUAAAGAGCAGAAGAAUAGUGAGUCAGCCUGGACACCUGUUCCAGAGGAGCAAGUCCCAAAACCAAGGCCAGGCUGCUGCGCUGGUGAGGGCUCAGCCACCGCCUACAAGUCGUCCACCAAUUUCCCCGACGAAACUCUGACUUUCAUCAAGUCGUAUCCACUCAUGGACGAGUCCGUCCCCUCGGUCAAUGACCGACCCUUUUUCACCCGCACCACUAGCAGGUUCAAGUUGACUCAGAUAGCAGUGGAUACAUCUGCGGGGCCCUAUAAGAACUACACGGUAGUCUUCCUCGGGUCAGAUAACGGCCAUGUGCUGAAGAUCCUGGCAAGCACCGAGGGAGCCAACGCGUCUUUCAGCACCCAGCUCCUGGAGGACAUUGAUGUCUACAACCCCAACAAAUGCAACGUGCGGGGGGAGGACAGGAGGGUCCUGGGGCUUGAGUUGGACCGGGAUCAUCAUGCGUUGUUUGUGGCGUUUUCAAGCUGCGUGAUCCGUGUGCCGCUCAGCCGCUGUUCUGAGUACAGCCACUGCAAGAAAAGCUGCUUGUCUUCUCAGGACCCUUACUGCAUCUGGCUCAAGUCAGGCAGCUGCGUCACCGUUUCACCUGGUUUCAGAGGCGGGUUUGAACAGGACGUGGAGAACGGCUACCAUCAGCACCCCGAUACCUGCCACGAUGUCUUGGCAACCACUCGAAAGCAGAACACAGCCCUGGAUUCAGCGUAUGGGAAGACCACACCCACAAGCGCCAGCACAACCUAUCAUGGGGCGGCAUUCCCAAAGGAGGCAGGUGACCCUGAAAGAGGUACAGGUCCUGAUCGCCCUCCCCAUGUAGGGGAACAAGGGUCACCUGACUCGGAGCCAAUCAGUGUGGAGAUGGAGGGCGUGAGACGACCUCCAGAGCUAGAGAAGACCACUCACAGCGUCCAUUAUACUCUUCUGAUUGCUUGUGUUUUGGUGGCCUUCGUCCUCGGUGCCUUCCUCUCUGGUUUCCUGGUCUCAUGCUACUGUAAUCACACGAGCCACAAGACCAAGAAGUUGUCGAAAGAUCCCGAAGCCCCAAUCCCCCAUGCUCUGUCUCUACGCAGCCUGGCCAAGCUCAAUGGCCUCCUGGACAGCCAAAGCAAGGAUGACAAGUUGGAGGUGUCAUCUCCAAAGAUCUACAACUCUUUCUUUGCCAACAGUAAGGAGCAUCACCCACCAAGGAGAAAUGGCCAUCAUGGAAUGACAAUGGGAGAUUUGGUCCACCCCCACCAUCACCAACUCCACCAUUCCUCAGAGCUGUCUGGUCUGCCGACACCAGACUCAACGCCAGAACUGCCAAUUAAGAGCAUGAAAGCAUUCAAGAACCAGUGGGAGAAGAACCAGAACUGCAACAAUGCUAAAGAACCAAAGUCCCAUAACAUUGGCUCCAGGCCCAGUUCUGCCAUACUUCACCAGCAUGUCUUCCCCUACUCCCAUGGACUGUCUAAUGGCCAGUCAGGAGUUGGACACCUCCAUCCUGACGAACGCAAAAUUCACAACGUUGAGCGUGUGUUAUCUCAGCAGCCUUACCCUGGUUACUCUCAGAAGGUGAUGGAAGUAACCUCACUUGAUGAGCUUCUGAAGCACAUCCAUGAGGCAAGCAGCAGCAAGAACUCCCAGCUCAUGAGCCCAUCUGGUCUGAUGGCCAGCGGAGGUGGAGGCCAGCUAGCUUUUGCCAACCGCAUCCAACCUCAGAUACCUGAGACAGAAUCAGCUCCCUACUACAGCUCAUCCACUUUACCGCGUGAUAGCCUCACCCGUCGCAUGGAUGUUCCGCCAGACAUUCCCAUGCACCAUCAGUCCACCUUGGAGAGGAGGCAUUCCUCCCAAAGGCAAUCACUGAUAGCUGCAGCCACCAAAAUGCCCAACGGAGGUGGAAUAGUAGGAGGAGGAGGGGGCGGAGGAAUGAUCCCUCGCCAACACAGCUUCAGCCAGCGAAACAGUGGUCCCCACCAGCCGCCUCCCCUUUUGGCACGGAUGAACUCGACGGGCAGCGCGUGUGAGGUUCACUAUCCCCUGCUUCCCAAUGGGUACCUGACACGCCAGCACAGCUAUAAUGGAGAACAGCAAGAGGUUCCCCACAGGGGUGCAAUCAUCCGCCGGGCAUCCUCUCUCAAACCUGACGUCCCUCCCAAGCCCCUAUUCAUACCUGCCACAUCCCCAGUCAACGAACAGGGAAAAUUCAACUACUGAGGGGUAUACUCCUGGACUAGAGAAGGAGUCCCCCCCUCAUUGUGUCAUCUGUAAGAAACUUUGAAGAAAUGCAGUGAGUUUGAGGUUGCAGAUCUUUACCAGAAAACACAAGCAACUGUGUGGCAGCCAGUGUCACUGUGGACAAAAGCCUCAACCAAACUUGUUUUUUCCCGCUUCUUUUUGUCCAACGAAUAUCUUUGUACCAUAUUGGUAUUGCUUAGCUACUUGCUUAUUAUAGAACCGCUUACUCAGGUGACGUGAUGUCACCUUCUUAUAUUAGGCUGCCAAUGUCCUCAAUGUGGAUUUACAAUGCAACUCAGUUUUUGGACAUGUUGGUGUUGGAAAAACUUGACACAUCAGUCAUCUUGAAGACUUAAAAAGCCAGAGGCUCGUGUGAUGCUUAGAUUCAUGCUUUUGCUUAACCUUUUUCUGAUGUAGUGUUGGUAUCCGGUCCCCACCCACCCCACCCUCGAAUGUGUUUAUAUUAUGCAUGUGUGUGUAUAUAUAUGUGUGUUUAUAUCCACACCGUAUAUGUAUACAUAUACAUAUGCAGUAUAUGUAACCUGUGGUUUAAAAAAAAAAUCCCCUGGAAGUAGUUAUGUCUUUGCCUUACUAUACUCUCUCAUCUUUGGGCAUAUCAAACGAUCCCCCCCAAGCCCUAAGAAAUAUCUUAGGGGCACCAAAUGUUCAUCAACAAUUUGUCAUUUGGCUAUAGACACUGAUUCAAAUACUUCAACAAAGCAGCUACGCUCGCCUUCCAUUUUAUUUUUUUUCCCUGUCCCAGGAGAUGUCAGGUGGCAUCAUUCGGGUCCAUUUAAGUUCUUCGAGAAUGUUUCGAUAACAUUGGUGCUCCACAAAUCUAGUGGGUCUAACAUCCUUUGAAAUGGAAACAAACAACAUUGUAUUCUCUGAAAUAUUUUGGACCCAAAGACGACAAGACAAAUAUGCCUUGCCAUCUGGUGUUAGGACAAUGAACACUGAACAUCGAACAGACUGCAGUUAUCAUAAUUAUUAACUCUGUGGCUAUUGGUUGUAAAUAAAGGAAUAAUUACUAGCCAAAUUUUAACUGUAUGUGUAAAUGUGUGCCUUAUUUAAUAAUAGUGUGUGACAUGGGGUUAGGGGUCAAUGCAAGGGGCUCAGAUGGUAACUAUGCUACAGUAUAUUGUAGGUGUUUGAUUUUUCUAUGGCUGUCAGUAUGUGUCAUACAGUAUCUAUUGUAUAUGUGAAGAGUUUCAUUCCAAAAUAAGAUAUGUCAUAUGUUCUAAUUAACUGAAUUAAUAGUAUCAUUGUAACACUCACUAAUUGAUCAUAUUUUUCUCAUAUUGACUUUAUUUUUUUUUUCAAAAUAGGCUAAUAUUUUACAAAUGAUCUAAUUUUAUUUUAAUUAAUGUAAAACAACAGGUACCAUUUUCAACACUGAUACACUGUUUUGGAAUGAAACCCUUCGUUUUUCACUCUUCUUUUGUUUUCAUCCCAAAACUAUGAGCCUACAGGUUUUUAUGCGAGUGUGGUGGAAAGCAAGUACACAGCCUGAGACUGCAGACAUUCAGGUUUGACUGUAUUUUGUCACUUACACCUGGAUGUCACUGUCCUUGUAGGUGCCAUUGUUACGUUUGUUUUUGUAGCGUUAUCUUCUUGUGUUGCUAAAGGAGCAGUUCACAGUUCCUCUUAAGUUAUCACCUUCAGAUGUGUAGCCAUUGUAGAAGUUAAUUUUACCUGACAGGGGGGGAAAAAAUGAGUAUUUUGCUUGAGUUUUGAAUGUCAAGAGAUAUUUUUUGAUAAUGGUGUUACACCAUACAGUUUGUUUGUAUGAAAAUAAAUGCAGGUUGGUGGCAUGUAGCAUGACUUCUACAAUGGUUACAGCUGUAGAUCUUGACCUAGUGGUGCCACCAGGUGUUAAAUUUCAAAACAUGGACAAGAAACAUGGAGCAGUGCAAUGAACUCUGAUCCGACAGGCUGAGAUUGUCUCUUGGAUCGAUACUUGGGAAGUGAUCGUGGAACCGGUUCACAGGUGGCCGUGCUGCCAGACGCUACCGAGGAUUUUCCCCUCAUUUAUGGUGAUGCCAGCCGGUUGUGCCUCAGACAUAUCACCCCCUCCAAAACUCUCAACUGUUGCACUUUUCAGGAGAGUCACGUUGACCACGGUUGGCUGGAACCGUGAUCAAUCCUGUGAAAACAGCACUAUGCUAUUUACUGUAUCUGAAAAUGGUGUUUAUUGAUUGAAAUUUCCCAGAGCUCAUUUGACCCAAUGUAAAGUUUACCAUUCGUACUACUCCAGUUUCAGUAAAUGAAGGAAAAGUACCUUACAUGUGUAAGAAAGGGGGGGGGGGAAGUGAUUUGGUAAUUAAAAGGCAGCAGAGCAUUAAAUAGCCUUUCAGAUA